GACUGUAAUAUCUUCAAGUCAGAGAGCAAAUAUUUACUUUCACCUCAAAGUUUCCCUUUUACACGCAUUUCCAUUAUUUAAAACAUCGCGUUCAGUACCCAAAUGAUCUUCAGAGAGAUCGGUUGAAGUAAAAAUGUCUACAACCAAGUAUUAUAGUGAAGAAAAAUUGUGGCGUGGUCCACCGCAUCCAGCUUCAUUAUUCAAUGAUAGGGCUAAUUUGGGAAGAAUUAUUCUCAGUAUUAUAGAUCGAGAUCCACACAAAGUUGCUCAAAUCAGUGAUAACAACGGAAUUCAGAUGACCAACCAAGAAAUCGCUUUAAAAGCAAAGAACAUCGCUGGUGGCUUAAGAAGAAGAGGUUGCAAAGUAGGAGACGUUGUUGGUUUUGUGGCGGGAAAUGGUCAUAAUUUGGUACCUACAUUGAUUGCUUGCUUCCUCCUUGAGGCUCCUGUUAAUGCAAUGGAUAUAAAACAAAAUGAAGAUGAAAUUUACGCCAUUUUCAUAAUUACAAAACCCAAAUUUAUUUUCUGCGACGAUAAAAGACUUGAAGACGUAAAAAACGUUGUAAAGAGAAUGGAAACUUCUCCUACAAUCAUUGUCUUCGGAGCAAAUAAUUCAGAUUACAUUAAUAUUGAGAAUUUAAUGAAGGAAGGUGACUCUGAAGACUUGAAAAGUCUUCUAUUUUUUAGGGAAAUCUACGAAGAAUCAUGCAAAGAGAAUCAAAUGAAGUAUCAAAUUAUUGUCUGCUCUUCUGGAACAACUGGACCACCAAAAGCUGUUGCAAUACCCUAUCAGUCACUCCUUGACCCACAUUGGUCUAGUAUGAUAUCUUCUUCAUCAACAGAUUGUUACUUCAGUUUCUGUUCUCCUUUCUGGUCUGUCUAUUACAUCGUUUUAUUCAGCAACCUCAUCCUGGGAAUAACGCGGAUCAUUACGACAGAACCCGUAAACCAUGAACUUUUCCUCCAAAUUGUCAAGAAGUACAAAGUAACGCACGUACUCAUCUCCCCGGUCUACAUCAGUAACAUUUUGGACUCUCCAGAUUUAACGUCCUCCAGUUUACUAACACUGAAAUAUAUCUGGUCCGGUGGAAGUGUUCUUACGGAAGAAGUAGCAAAGAACUGCAUGAAGUAUAUUUCUGCAGGAAGCCUCAUUGUAACAUAUGGUAUGAGUGAAACUGGAACUAUCGCCAGAAAUCCGUAUUAUCCAGAUUUUGGUCCUCAUAAUCAAGGAAUGGUCAGUGUUGGGAAUGUAUUGCCUGGAAUUGAAGGGAUUGUUCUUGAUGAAGAAGGAAAGAGAUUAGGGCCUGAGGAAACAGGACAAGUUUGUUUUAGAGUUCCUUAUCCGAUUGUGGAGUAUUUAGAAAACCCCGAAGCAACCGCACAGUUUAUUGAUUCAGACGGAUUCGCUCAUACCGGAGAUUUAGGAUUCUUCGAUAAAGAUGGUUUCCUCUACAUAACAGGACGUAGUAAAGACAUCAUCAAGUACAUUAUGUAUCAUGUAUCAGGAUCAGAGAUUGAGAGAGUCGUCAAGACGCAUCCUAACGUAUCUGAAGUAGUCGCUGUUGGGAUUCCUGAUAGAACCUACCAUCAAUUGCCUGCAGUGUUAGUUGUCUUGGAAAAAGGAUCAACUGCAACGUCUGAAGAGAUUUCAAAUCUCGUCUCUGAGAAACUCCCGGAUACCCAUAAGCUUCGUGGAGGAGUUUAUUUUGUUGAAGAAUUACCUAAAACCUAUUCUGGGAAAAUUAAGAAAAAUGAAGCUAAAACCAUUGCAGAAGAAUUGUCAAAGCAAAAUGGAAAAUUGUGAUAAAUGGAAGAUUUUCAGAGACAAAAAAAUUAAUCAUCGAUUUUAGCCAUGGAUUAGAAACAUUAAAUAUUUACAAAUUCUUUUAAGAGUC
Messenger RNA from Lutzomyia longipalpis, 1895 nucleotides. RefSeq lists its product as uncharacterized. The record is from RefSeq and is a predicted model, not a curated record. Gene Ontology annotation, molecular function: long-chain fatty acid-CoA ligase activity. NCBI's taxonomy places the organism in Eukaryota, Metazoa, Arthropoda, Insecta, Diptera, Psychodidae. The transcript has 5 exons. Bases 134 to 1804 code for a protein of 556 amino acids. Gene Ontology annotation, biological process: fatty-acyl-CoA biosynthetic process; long-chain fatty acid metabolic process.